Malurus melanocephalus (red-backed fairy wren) is the source of this 744-nucleotide messenger RNA. It is a transcript of the gene MYCBP, whose product is annotated as MYC binding protein. The record is from RefSeq and is a predicted model, not a curated record. The coding region runs from base 69 to 380 and encodes 103 amino acids. NCBI's taxonomy places the organism in Eukaryota, Metazoa, Chordata, Aves, Passeriformes, Maluridae. The transcript has 5 exons. Gene Ontology annotation, cellular component: nucleus. Gene Ontology annotation, molecular function: transcription coactivator activity. Gene Ontology annotation, biological process: regulation of DNA-templated transcription.
GGGAAGCGCUCGCCGCCUUAAAGCGCAGGGCGCAGGCGCGGCGCCGGGGCAGGCGCGGUGCGGGUUAGAUGGCGCACUACAAGGCCACGGACUCCAAACGGGAGCAGUUCCGCCAGUACUUGGAGAAGUCGGGAGUGCUGGACAUGCUCACCAAGGUGUUGGUAGCCUUAUAUGAAGAGCCAGAGAAACCAGAUAGUGCACUGGAUUUUCUGAAGCAUCACCUGGGAGCUUCAGCUCCUGAGAAUCCGGAAAUAGAGGCACUUCGCUUGGAAGUGGCAGAGAUGAAAGAAAAAUAUGAAGCUGUGCUGGAAGAAAAUAAAAAACUGAAAACCAAGCUGGCUCAGUAUGAAGCACCUCAAGAUGAGAAGCAUGGUGAAUAACAGUAGUUUUUCCUUUAAUGCCUUGACUUAAUAAAGGGCUUCCUGAGAAAUGUGGUUUGUGUGUGUGUAAACUCUGCAUUGUCUACUUUGUUACAUCAUCACAUUAAAGAAAGAAUGCAUUAUCAUGAGCAUGCAGAUGCAGUGGCAACUACUGAGUUAACCAUACUGGCCAACAUUCUUGCUUUCUGUGUUUAAGAAAAGAUGAUGGUUAUGAUUAACUUUUAGAUAACUGUGCCUGCCAGCUUCAUGUAAUUUUCACAUCAUGGUCAAUGGUCCGGUUGCACUGCUGAUCUGUCUCUUUGUUUUCUUUUAACUGAAAGGGGUGACAUGACAUUGAUGGACCAACUGUAAACUAAAGCAGGAC